Molecule: messenger RNA, 2567 nt
Organism: Varanus komodoensis (Komodo dragon)
Lineage: Eukaryota; Metazoa; Chordata; Lepidosauria; Squamata; Varanidae
Gene: DALRD3
Product: DALR anticodon binding domain containing 3
Exons: 13
Coding region: 325-1968 (547 amino acids)
Biological process (GO): arginyl-tRNA aminoacylation; tRNA C3-cytosine methylation
Molecular function (GO): tRNA binding; ATP binding; arginine-tRNA ligase activity
Source: RefSeq, a predicted model, not a curated record
GACUACAACUCCUAUCAUUCCGAUCUAGUAGGGUCAUUUGCCCUACUGGCUGGUAGUGAUGGGAGUUAUAGUCCAAACACCUCUAGAGGACGGCAGCCAAGGGUAGCCCAGUCCAGAAAUGGAGUCCCUCCACUGGUGAAAGUGCCACACCUAAGAUGGCGCCUGUCGCUUCCUCGAGACGACCGUCAGCGGUUUCCCGCCACGAAAAGGCACUCUGUUAUUACUCUAUCGUUUUCCUUUUGAUGUCACAUCCUGCGAAAGGAAAUUGCGUAAGUCCCUCCUCUGGGACGGGGUUUUGGCGUGUGCAAGCGCUGGGCAGUUGCUAUGGAGACAGUCGACUCCCGGCUGUCCGUGUCGGCGACUCUGGAGGCGCUUAAUGCUCUGCUCCGAGAACAGGCCGGAGACGGAGCUCGCGGGUCAGUCUGGUUCAAAGAGAGCAGCGCCCGGAACUUGCGUGGCCGAGACUUCCUGGCCCCCCAAGCUGCCCUCAGGGCCAUGUUCGCAGACGGACAGGUUCCCAAUGGCAUUAUUGACCGCGUGUGCUCACUCAAAUGCCCAGGAGUGCCACCCAUCCAGAGCUGCCAAAAGGACCCUGCUGGACUUACUGUGCAGUUGAACAGACCUGCUGUCUUUGAGCAGAUCUUGAAAGGCAUUCACAUGUAUGUGAAAUCACCUCAGAUUGCCCAUGGGCAGAGCAUCCUCCUCAACUGUGUUCCCCUCCAUGGGCACAAAGGCCUGAACUCGCUCAUCCUGAGUCAACUGAGAGCCAUCCUGGUCACUGACCAUCUCAUGGGCAUGCUGCAAGCACAAGGGGUGGAUGUCCACCUGGUCCCAGCUUUGGCUGAUGAGGAAAUCCAUCAGUUCCUGCGCCAGCUGCAAGUUGAGUGGCCUUCAGUGUUGGGAACCGCCCGAAAACCUGAGGAUGUUCUAGCCAUGAAGGAAGCCCUUCGCCAGUGUCCCUAUGCCACAUUUGCUCAAACGGAUCAGGAUGGAGUCGUGUGUAAACUGCACUUGAAAGGCUUCUUGCAGAAGCAACAGCAGGAGGGUCUGGAGGGCUAUGACCCUAACAUAGAUGUCUUUUUUGUGACAGAGGAGAAAUUGCAUCAUGUGGCCGAGCUGCAGCGUUUGGUCCUGCAGUGCAUGGCGGCAGAACCAGGAAGACGCUGCAGUGUGGUGCAUGUGGUGAGCAAUGAGGAGGCCUUCCAGCAGCAGAAGGUGGACUUGCUGUGGCGGUUGGUAGCCCCGCAGGCUCUUGCAGCUCCACAGAAACACCUUGUCUGUGGGCCUGUGAGAAUCGCCCGUGCUGUGUCUCCUAUGAGUGUUCCUCAGUACUUCCAGCUGCGACAUUCCCAGAUGUAUGAGGCUUCAGUGCUGAAGUAUGGAGACCUCUCUCAGGCAGAUGAUACCUGGUCUGAAACAGUCAGUGUCUUGACAUCAGCUGCCAUUCGAUUUGAGAUGCUCAGCACAGCCUGUCAGAACCAGGUUCUUCUGGAUGUGGAGGAUACUAGCAUUUCUACCAAGGGGACCAAAAGUGGAGCCUUUGUGAUGUACAAUUGUGCCCGCCUUGCCACACUCUUUGAAACAUGGCAGCGAGCAGCAGAGCAAGGUCUUUACCCAGCCUUCCCCUUACCAUCAGAACUGAAUUACUCCUCUCUGAGGGAAGAGGGCGAAUGGCUCUUGUUGUUCAAUAGCAUCCUGCCUUUCCAGGAGGUCCUGAGGCAGGGAAUCCAGCUCCCUUUCUCAAGUGGUGGGCUCAGGGUCACAGCCAGCACUGAGGCGAUUUGCAAGUUCCUGAUCCAGCUCAGUAUGGACUUUAGUUCCUACUACAACAGGGUGCACAUCCUGGGGGAGCCACGUCCCCACCUAUUCGACCAGAUGUUUGCCCGGUUGCAGCUGAUGAGAGCAGUGCAAGAAGUGCUCCGCUCUGCCCUGGCCACGCUCCACCUGCCUCCCCUGAGCCAGAUCUGAGCAAGGCAGCCUUGUGCUCCCAGCCAGCCUGCUGGCCUCCUUGAUGGGCGGCUCUGUUGUGAAGAGCAGCGGACUGCAAAUUCACACGGCCAAAAGGGGAAGCAUGUUGUGCUGCUGCUGAGCAUCCAGUGGGAGCAGGAUAGGAUCGAAGUCUUGGACUUGAUGUGAACUGCCCUACCUCACGCUGCAAAGAAGACACAUGUGGGGAGCCGGUGCAUUCCUGUUGGUGAGGGCCUGCUGAGUGUCUUCGGGGCUAAAGUUGCAAAACUCCAGCGAGGCAUAAAAAGGAGGGAAAAGGAUGCAGCCGGGCAACAGACACAUGCAGCCCCCUUGGAAUUGCACUGCCCCGAUCCCCUUUGCUCUUUGCUCACAGUGGAUGUACGGAAUGGGGAGGGGGGGGUGCCAGAGCAAGCCAGAAGGAAGCCCAGUUAGAAGAGGCAACUGGUGGCUUACUGGCUAUUUUCAUUCUGUUCUGUGAUGGGGGCUGGUCAUGUUCUGGUCCCAUCUCAGUCGUGUUCCUGCCCUCUUUCGGUUUUGACACCAGCAGUGGGAACAUGAACCUGUAAAUAAAUUACUGGACGCACAUGCACAGAAAGACA